AUGUCAAAAAUUCUUAACAAUUCGGUAGACAUUACUACUGGACGUAAAAGCAGUACCACUAAGCGGGAUAAGCCCCGUGAUCCGAAGGGCUCAGACGUGCGCACUGCGAGCACCGUACCGGUAACGUUGCCGUACAACCAAUGUAAGAAACACAACGGUGAACCUGAAGAGAUGUUUUGCCUGGAACAUUCAUGUAUGGUUUGCAUCGUCUGCAGACGAAUGUACCACGGGAAAUGCCAAGAAAUUUUACGGAUUGGAGAAGCUAGCAUUAAUUUUACCAAAGGAAGUGCGCCACAAAAGUGCCAUAAACAAAUGAGGGAGCUUUUUGGAAAGUGUCAGGCUGUUGCGCGAGAACGAGAGUGGGACUUGAACGACCUUGAACGAAAACGCGAUGACGUCAUUAACGCUGUCCAGCAUGAGAAACAGAAGGUUCUGGCAAAGGUCGAGAAACUCGUGGAACGCGUGAUGGGGGAUAUCGAAAGGCGUUAUACGAUUGAAAGAACUGAAAUUAGCAAUCAUCUUUUGUCUUUGAAGGAAAUGGCACAAGAGCUUGAUACAAAGGUAAAGCUAAUAGAAACAAAACGAAAAGUUGAUUCUGACUUAGAAAUGUUUGUUGCUGUACAAAAUGCUAUGGACGGACAUAAGAAAACGACAUCAGCUUUGAUGAAAAUUCACAACGAGGCUCAUAAGGUGUUCUUAAAGUUUGAAGUUAGUAAGGCAGUGGACGCUGCGAUGAAAUCAUUGAGUAGUCUUGGAGAAUUAAACUUGAACACCAUGCAGUAUGCAGUGAUUCCGAAACUUUAUCAAUCAGAGGAACCGAAGCUUCAACUUACGCCAUUGAAAACUAAGAAACCCGACGAAUUCAAAAUCAGAAAACACGUAGACGACAGACGUUUAACUCCAGCUGGCGAAAUCUUCAGUCGAGAUAGAGAAGACGUUAAAACUUGUUGGAUUACUGGAAUGUGCGUUUUAAAAGACAGCACUAUAAUAGUGGCUGACAACAAUAACAACAGAAUCAAGGUCAUUGAUCGUCGGGACAAUGUCGUGAACUCCGUGCUGCUUGCCACUCCUCCGUUUGACAUUUCUCUCCUGAACCAAGUGGAAGCUGCGUUCACUUUGCCAGACAAGAAACAGGUUCAGUUGAUAAGAAUCGUUGGGCGUUCAGACAUAAAAUAUGGCGAAACCCUACAGCUUGAUUUUGAUUGUAAUGGUAUAACUGUCUUAAAAGGAAACAUUAUACUGACGAGCAUAGCAGAAAAAUGUGUACGGUUGAUUAACAAAAAAGGAAUUGUUUUGUGGACGGCAGUUACAGACGAUCUUGGGGAGCCCCUCUUUGAAUGGCCAUGGUACGUCACCACGAAUGAGGAAGUCGAAAAGGUGUAUGUCUCGGACCGACGAAAAAACACAGUUACUACUUUAGAUAAAACUGGAACGGUACUGGAUGUGCGUGACGUAAGUGGAAAAGGACCACGUGGAUGUGCGGUAGAUGGCGUAGGUAAUAUGUUUAUAUGCCACUACAUGACGGAUGAAAUUGAGAUAAUUUCUCUUAAAUUCCCACGUGACCGCCGAACGAUUCUUGCCAAAGUGGACGCCAUAAAGCAUCCACAGAGUCUUGCUUACGACGAACACAAAGGACUGUUGCUGCUCUCGGCCAACAACUCGGACUAUAUAAACGUGUUUCAGAUGAAAUGA
Molecule: messenger RNA, 1692 nt
Organism: Mya arenaria
Lineage: Eukaryota; Metazoa; Mollusca; Bivalvia; Myida; Myidae
Exons: 2
Coding region: 1-1692 (563 amino acids)
Biological process (GO): protein polyubiquitination; negative regulation of translation; proteasome-mediated ubiquitin-dependent protein catabolic process
Molecular function (GO): protein binding; translation repressor activity; ubiquitin protein ligase activity
Source: RefSeq, a predicted model, not a curated record